This is a messenger RNA of Lottia gigantea (owl limpet), 1440 nucleotides long. RefSeq lists its product as hypothetical. Gene Ontology annotation, biological process: mitotic cell cycle; meiotic spindle organization; cytoplasmic microtubule organization. Bases 58 to 1440 code for a protein of 460 amino acids. The transcript has 12 exons. Lineage: Eukaryota; Metazoa; Mollusca; Gastropoda; Lottiidae. The record is from RefSeq and is a predicted model, not a curated record. Gene Ontology annotation, cellular component: nucleus; cytoplasm; microtubule. Gene Ontology annotation, molecular function: GTP binding; structural constituent of cytoskeleton.
GCCGUUUUCAAGAAUUGACAAGUUUACAAAGUUGUCUAUUGCAUCAAAAAUAUAAAGAUGCCGAGAGAAAUCAUAACUCUUCAGCUGGGACAAUGUGGCAAUCAAAUUGGUAUGGAAUUCUGGAAACAACUAUGUGCAGAACAUGGCAUUAGUCCUGAGGGUAUGUUAGAAGAUUAUGCUACAGAAGGAACAGAUAGAAAAGAUGUCUUCUUUUAUCAGGCUGAUGAUGACCACUACAUACCAAGAUCUGUAUUAUUAGAUUUAGAACCUAGAGUUAUAAAUCACAUUAUGAACUCACCUUAUGCUAAUUUAUAUAACCCUGAAAAUGUUUAUCUAUCUAAACAUGGAGGAGGAGCUGGUAAUAAUUGGGCUAGUGGUUAUUCACAGGGAGAAAGACUUUAUGAAGAAGUAUUUGAUAUUAUUGAUAGAGAAGCUGAUGGUAGUGAUAGUCUAGAAGGUUUUGUUAUCUGUCACUCUAUAGCUGGUGGUACAGGUUCUGGUAUGGGAUCCUAUAUCUUAGAGAGACUUAAUGAUAGGUUUCCUAAGAAGUUGAUACAGACCUAUUCUGUAUUUCCUAAUAUAGAUGAAGUCAGUGAUGUAGUUGUUCAACCAUAUAAUUCUAUUUUAACAUUAAAACGGCUAACUCAAAAUGCUGAUUGUGUGGUUGUUCUAGAUAAUACAGCUUUAAAUCGUAUAGCAGCUGAUAGAUUACAUAUUGAUACACCUACAUUUGGUCAGGUUAACCAGUUGGUUUCAACUGUUAUGUCAACAAGUACCACAACCCUUCGUUACCCUGGUUACAUGAAUAAUGAUUUGAUUGGUUUAAUUGCUUCUUUAAUUCCAACUCCAAGAUUACAUUUCCUAAUGACUGGUUAUACACCUUUAACUACCAGUUCUCAGGUUGCUAGUGUGAGAAAAACAACAGUUUUAGAUGUCAUGAGAAGAUUACUUCAACCUAAAAAUAUGAUGGUAUCAACUCCAGUCCAUAGACAGGCUAAUCACUGUUAUAUAUCUAUAUUAAAUAUCAUACAAGGAGAAGUUGAUCCUACACAGGUUCAUAAAAGUUUACAACGAAUAAGAGAAAGAAAAUUAGCUCAGUUUAUUCCAUGGGGACCAGCUAGUAUACAGGUUGCCUUGUCACGUAAAUCCCCUUAUGUACAAACUUCACAUCGUGUUAGUGGUUUAAUGUUAGCUAAUCAUACCAGUAUAUGUUCAUUAUUUGAAAGAGCACUAAAGCAGUUUGACAAACUACGUAAAAGAGAGGCAUUUAUGGAUCAGUUUCGUAAAGAGAGGAUAUUUCAAGACAGUUUAGAUGAGUUUGAUAAUUCACGAGAAGUGUUACAACAGUUAAUAGAUGAGUAUCAGUCAGCUACUACUCCAGAAUACUUAUCAUUGGGAACUCAGCAGACCAUUUCAAAAUUAAAUGGUUCCCCUUCAUAA